Molecule: messenger RNA, 1098 nt
Organism: Pseudo-nitzschia multistriata
Lineage: Eukaryota; Bacillariophyta; Bacillariophyceae; Bacillariales; Bacillariaceae
Source: the annotation of a GenBank genome assembly
UCCAAAACACUCGGGACAGUGCUGUAAACUUUUACAGAACGAGACCAAAUCAAGUUGGUCACGCGGAUCGAGUUGUAGCGAAAGUGUUUUCAUCGUUUGAUCAAAGCUUCCCGCUUUUAGUCGACCACUUAUAGUGAAGACUACAUCCAUUUUCUUGUCCACAUAUCAAAGACACAAUGGAUGCGAAUACUGGAACUCCGGGUCAAUCGGCAUCGGCAAUGGGCACACUCGUCGGAGUGAUGAAUACAGCGUAAGUGACCCCAAGACGUCGAUAUUGCAUGAUUUUUUUGCUUUCAUUUGAAACUUGAGAUUAAUCGACACCCUUUUAACUAAUGUCAACGCUGCUGCUGUCCUUGCAAUCAACACCCGGCGACUCGACGGAAUUGAUUGACGAAUGAACAAACGAAUGACUCAAAAUCGAACCACAAUCUUUAUGAUUGUUUUUCAGCAAGGAAAAAUGGGAUUCGUCUGGUGCCAACGACGCCGUUUCAAAAUUUUCUGCUUCAAUUCCUGAUUCUACAAAGGACUACAUUUCCCAAACAACAGGGCAGUUUUUCAGCCGUGAAAGGUUGCGAACCGUUUCUGUGUGUUUUGGAAUCGGGGAAGAACGUCCCUUUUAUGUCGAAAAAACGCCUUCCUUGUUGCUCGUGCGCUUGAAACACAACUUCCAAUUUUUUUACCUCAAUUAUCUUUUGAUGUUGGCAGUUCUGUUUGGUUUGACGCUUUUUGUUACUCCAUCUGCCAUCAUUGGCAUUGCAUUGUUGGCGAUGGCAUGGGUGUAUGUCAUUAGGGCAUCGCAAUCUGGGUCUCUAAAAAUAGGGUCUUUUUCUGUCACUCAAACACAAGCCACCAUUGUCAUGGGCGUGGUCAGCUCACUCACUCUAAUUUGGAUCMUGAGUAGCGUUUUCUGGUGGGCCUUGGGUUCCUCUGGUUUCUUAACAGUACUCCACGCUGGUCUAAGAGAUGCUUCGAUGCACCAGGACGGAGAAGAUCAAGUUACUAUGGUAGGAGAAGUAGAACCUGCCGGAGAACAAGCGGCUUUUUUGGGGCAGGUCUGAUAGAGCUCCAUACAUAAAUUAAUUAACUAUCCGUAAAUGU